AUGGACCCUUACGCGGGCAAUUAUCUAGCAAGCCUCGAUGCGACAUCAAACUGCCUCUACUGUCCAAUCCAGACGACAGACCAGUACAUGUAUACUGGAUUCAAUAUCGAGUAUUCUCACCACUGGCACGAUGUUGGUAUGACCGUGUUUAAUGUCGCUGCAAUUUUCACUCUCACUCAUGGUAUAGCACGGGUAUAUGCUACAUCGCAGAGAUGUGGUACCGGUCAUAUCAUACCCGUUAGCAUGGUAUACGGCUAUGUUCACAGGGUGAGGACAGACUCUACAUUUCUCAAUGUUCCCACCAUUCACUCCAUCAUUGUGGUCAAUAAGUCUACUGCCAAUGACAUGGCCUCGCUCGCUGAGUCUACCCCAACACGUUCAGAAACUUCAAACAUAUCAUCGUCGAGUCUGCAGUCCAUAGCGGAUAAUGUUGCAAAAAGUGUCAGGUUUAUCCUUCCACAGGUCGAAGCAACCCCCUCCGAGUUGCACUACGCGGCUCCGAAAGUAAUUGAUGUUGAUGACAAUGAUGCAGCUCCUGCCAGCGAACAGGAUGACGAAGCUGAUCUAAACGCACUCAAGAAAACUCGGUGUUCAGCCGUCUAUUGGAAAAUGAGAAGACGAGAGCGUUAG
This is a messenger RNA of Suillus bovinus, 630 nucleotides long. RefSeq lists its product as uncharacterized. The transcript is spliced from 5 exons. Bases 1 to 630 code for a protein of 209 amino acids. Lineage: Eukaryota; Fungi; Basidiomycota; Agaricomycetes; Boletales; Suillaceae. The record is from RefSeq and is a predicted model, not a curated record.